Rotaria sp. Silwood1 is the source of this 1029-nucleotide messenger RNA. NCBI's taxonomy places the organism in Eukaryota, Metazoa, Rotifera, Eurotatoria, Philodinida, Philodinidae. The record is from the annotation of a GenBank genome assembly.
AUGAAAUAUAUCUACCUAGGAUGGACAACUACUGGUCGCAUGAAUUAUGCACGAGAAUGGCAUACAGCAUCCGUAUUAACAAAUGGAAAAGUAUUAGUUACUGGUGGAUUUGGUGAGGGUGGUGCUGGUCGUCUAAAUAGUGCUGAGUUAUAUGAUCCGUCAACAGAAACUUGGAUAACUACUGAUAGUCUGAAAUAUCCACGAAGUGGGCACACAGCAUCGGUAUUAACAAGUGGAAAAGUAUUAGUUAUUGGUGGACUGGGUGAGAAUGGUAGUCUCAAUAGUGCUGAGUUGUAUGAUCCAUUAGUUGGACUUUGGAUAACUACCGGUCCUAUGAAGUAUGGACGACAGUGGCACACAGGAUCCUUAUUAAGCAAUGGAAAAGUAUUAGUUAUCGGUGGAAUGAAUGAAAGCGGUGGUGGUCUAAAGAGCACUGAGUUGUAUGAUCCAUCAACAGGAACUUGGACAACUACUGAUAAUCUGAAAUAUUCACGAAAUGGGCACACAGCAUCUUUAUUAACAAAUGGGAAAGUGUUAAUUGCGGGUGGACUGAGUGAUCAUGGUGGUCUCAAUAGUGCUGAGUUGUAUGACCCAUCCACAGAAAUUUGGACAAUUACUGGUAAGAUGAAUUAUGCACGGAAUCUGCACACUGCAUCCGUAUUAGCAAAUGGAAAAGUCCUAGUUACUGGUGGAUUCGGAAAGAGUGGUCGUCUAAAUAGUAGUGAGUUGUAUGAUCCAUCAACUGGAACUUGGACAAUUACUGGUAACAUGAAUUAUCCGCGAGACUAUCACACAGCGUCCGUAUUAGCAAAUGGAAAAGUGUUAGUUACUGGCGGAGAGAAUCUAUUUGGUCUUUUAAAUACUGCUGAAUUGUAUGAUCCAUCAACAGAAAUUUGGACAACUACUGGUAAUAUGAAUUCUGCGCGAAAUCUGCACACUGCAUCCGUAUUAACAAAUGGAAAAGUGUUAAUUGCUGGUGGAGAUAAUUAUAUAGUAUUGAACAGUGCAGAACUAUAUCAAUCAUUUUAA